Messenger RNA from Manis javanica (Malayan pangolin), 942 nucleotides. The record is from RefSeq and is a predicted model, not a curated record. NCBI's taxonomy places the organism in Eukaryota, Metazoa, Chordata, Mammalia, Pholidota, Manidae.
AUGGCCCCUGAGAACUACACAAGGGUCACCGAGUUCAUUUUCACAGGUUUGAAUUACAACCCGCAAUUGCAGGUUCCUCUCUUCCUGCUCCUUCUGAGUUUCUAUGUCAUCAACCUAACUGGAAACUUGGGUAUGAUUAUUCUCAUACGGAUCGAUUCCCGCCUUCAUGUGCCCAUGUAUUUUUUCCUCAGCCACUUGUCUUUUGUGGACACCUGCUUCUCCUCAGUUGUGAGCCCCAAGAUGCUCUCUGACUUCUUUGAGAAGAGGAGAGCCAUCUCCUUCCUGGGCUGUGCUGUACAGCAGUGGUUCUUCGGGUUCUUUGUGGCAGUGGAGUGCUUUCUCCUGGCAUCCAUGGCCUAUGACCGUUAUGUGGCCAUCUGCAACCCAUUAUUGUAUUCAGUGGCCAUGUCCCAGAGACUCUGUAUCCAGCUGGUGGUUGGUCCCUAUGUCAUCGGGUUCAUGAACACCAUGACUCAUACGACAAAUGCAUUUCGUCUCCCUUUUUGUGGUCCCAAUGUCAUCAGUCAUUUCUUCUGUGAUAUGUACCCCUUGCUGUCCCUUGUGUGUGCUGACACUAGUGUCAAUAAGUUGGUAGUUUUUGUCGUGGCUGGAGCUGUGGGAGUGCUCAGCGGUCUGACCAUCCUGGUCUCCUACAUUUACAUCCUCACUGCCAUCCUGAGGAUCCGCUCAGUCGAGGGGAGGCGCAAGGCCUUCUCCACCUGUUCUUCUCAUCUGACAGUGGUCUUCAUCCUGUAUGGUACUCUUUUCUUUAUUUAUGUACGGCCUAGUGCAAGCUUCUCCCUGGAUCUCAAUAAAGUGGUGUCUGUGUUCUACACAGCAGUGAUCCCCAUGUUGAACCCACUUAUCUACAGCUUGAGGAACAAAGAGGUCAAAGAUGCCAUCCACAGGACUGUCACUAAGAGGAAGUUCUGUAAGGCCUGA